Molecule: messenger RNA, 1287 nt
Organism: Pyricularia pennisetigena
Lineage: Eukaryota; Fungi; Ascomycota; Sordariomycetes; Magnaporthales; Pyriculariaceae
Exons: 4
Coding region: 1-1287 (428 amino acids)
Biological process (GO): regulation of glucose metabolic process; protein phosphorylation
Cellular component (GO): mitochondrion
Molecular function (GO): pyruvate dehydrogenase (acetyl-transferring) kinase activity
Source: RefSeq, a predicted model, not a curated record
AUGUCGUGGAAGAAGACGGAAAGGUUGAUGGACACCAUCAGGCAUUAUGCCAAGUUCCCAGCGACCGGCGUGAGCUUGCGCCAGAUGGUUCAGUUCGGCGAGAAGCCGUCUUUCCUUGCCGAGGAGCUCCCAAUACGCCUGGCGCAUCGCGUGCACGAGUUAGAUACCUUACCAGAUGGCCUGAACGAGAUGCCUUCAGUAAAGAAGGUGCUGGACUGGUACGCGCAGUCGUUUGAGGAAAUCACACAAUUGCCAAGGCCAGAACUCGACAAGUCUGUGAAGGAAAGAUUAUUGAAACCUGGAAGGAGUAAAACCCAACAGCUACUGUCUGAAGCAACCCCGAACCCAAGCGUAACAGAAGGCCAGUAUGCCUCCCAGGCGGUGUCAUUACAGAACGGCAACGGAUGGAGCAAGAAGCAGCAUGCCGCCAGGAGAUAUUUUGCUAUGGUGGACGAUCACGGAGACUGGCCGCCAGAGCUGCAGCUGUACAAUCAAAAAUUCUCUCAGACUCUUAACAAGAUCAAGAGGCGGCACGACGGCGUUGUGACGACUAUGGCGCAGGGUAUCCUCGAAUACAAGCGGCAGAGACAGCGCAUGCAGAUCGACAACAACAUGCAAUCCUUCCUUGACCGAUUCUACAUGUCUCGUAUCGGCAUCCGCAUGCUCAUUGGCCAACACAUUGCCCUCACGGAUCAGUCGCACUAUCGCGAUCCAACCUACGUCGGCAUCAUAUGCACAAAGACCAACGUUCGCGACCUGGCGCAGGAGGCUAUCGAAAAUGCCCGCUUCGUCUGCGAGGACCACUACGGCUUGUUCGAGGCACCCAAGAUCCAGCUCGUCUGCAACCCAAAUAUCAACUUCAUGUACGUGCCGGGCCACCUGUCGCAUAUGCUGUUCGAGACCCUCAAAAACUCGCUGCGUGCCGUUGUCGAGACGCACGGCCAGGACAAGCAGGAGUUCCCCGUUACCAAAGUCAUCGUCGCCGAGGGCAAGGAGGACAUUACGAUCAAGAUCACCGAUGAAGGCGGUGGCAUCCCCAGGAGCGCCAUACCGCUCGUCUGGACAUAUAUGUACACCACCGUCGAUAGCACGCCUAAUCUGGACCCGGACUUCGACAAGAGCGAUUUCAAAGCACCGAUGGCUGGGUUUGGAUACGGUCUGCCGAUCUCAAGGCUGUACGCUAGGUACUUCGGCGGUGACCUGAAGCUCAUCUCUAUGGAAGGAUACGGCACCGAUGUCUACCUUCACCUCAACAGGCUGUCAAGUUCCUCUGAGCCCCUGCAAUAG